Molecule: messenger RNA, 494 nt
Organism: Carlito syrichta (Philippine tarsier)
Lineage: Eukaryota; Metazoa; Chordata; Mammalia; Primates; Tarsiidae
Product: single-stranded DNA-binding protein 4-like
Exons: 7
Biological process (GO): positive regulation of transcription by RNA polymerase II
Cellular component (GO): nucleus
Molecular function (GO): protein binding; single-stranded DNA binding
Source: RefSeq, a predicted model, not a curated record
CAGACAGGGCCUGGGGAUGCCAGCCUGUGCACGGGAAUGAAUGAAGGAGGAAGGGUUGGCACUGUAUGUGUACGAGUACCUGCUGCAUGUCGGUGCCCAGAAGUCAGCCCAGACCUUCCUGUCUGAGAUCCGAUGGGAGAAGAACAUCACUCUGGGCGAGCCGCCCGGGUUCCUGCACUCCUGGUGGUGCGUGUUCUGGGACCUGUACUGUGCGGCGCCGGACCGCAGAGAAGCAUGUGAGCACUCAAGCGAGGCCAAGGCCUUCCAGGACUAUAGCACUGCAGCAGCCCCCAGCCCUGUGAUGGGCAGCAUGGCUCCCAGUGAUGCAAUGACUACCGGCCCCAUGGCGGCCAGCUUCUUCCAGCCCUUCAUGUCACCGCGGUUUCCAGGGGGCCCCCGGCCCACCUUGCGGAUGCCGAGUCAGCCUCCCGUGGGCCUUCCGGGCUCCCAGCCCCUCCUCCCUGGCACCAUGGACCCCUCCCCGCGUGCUCAGG